Lobosporangium transversale is the source of this 2832-nucleotide messenger RNA. Its product is annotated as galactosyltransferase-domain-containing protein. Gene Ontology annotation, cellular component: endoplasmic reticulum membrane. NCBI's taxonomy places the organism in Eukaryota, Fungi, Mortierellomycota, Mortierellomycetes, Mortierellales, Mortierellaceae. Gene Ontology annotation, biological process: cellular response to oxidative stress. Bases 1 to 2832 code for a protein of 943 amino acids. Gene Ontology annotation, molecular function: hexosyltransferase activity. The transcript has 3 exons. The record is from RefSeq and is a predicted model, not a curated record.
AUGAAGAGCUCUGCUCUCGACAACUACGUUGGUGCCCUCUGGUGUCUACUAGGCGGGCUUUGGAGCUUUUGGCUCUCUAACAGUCUGAUCCGUCGCUGGUUCAUUCACUAUGAGCCAAGACCUGCUAUGAUCCGAUUGUUCACAUUAGGAACAUUCUUCUGGUUCUCAGUCGUCUUCUUCGUCAGCUAUUUUGGUGCCGAGGAGCCAAUUUGGCCUUGGAUGGUUAUCUGCGCCAUUUUAGCGGUUAUCCAAAUCAUCCAAAUCCUCCAUUUCAGAGUCAAAGGGCACUACAAAUUGGAAGCAAAGAUUAAACCGAGGCGCGAUGCAAAGUCAUUGAUUUAUAGGACAGUCUUGAUUCCUGGAGGAAUCGUAUCAUUCAUCACCAUGAUCAUGCUUCUAUAUCAAAACAAUAUGCGACCAUCUACAGCAGAGGCUAUCGCCACCGGUGGAGUGGCAGGGAUUUCGGCUACCAGCGAUGCAAAGUUGGUAAUUGGAGCAGCACAAGUCCAGGUCUUGAUCAUCAUUUUAUCCUCCUGGGCGCCUAAAGCAUCCCAGAGGCGGCAGGAAAUCAGAAAUACAACGCUCAAACUGUUGCCUCCAUCCUCCUCGAGAUUCGCCUACACCUACAAAUUUGUCCUGGGCGAGGCCCCUAGCAGCCAUGCUAGAAAUAAAAUGGGUGCCAAAAUCAGUGCUGAGCUCCAAAAGUAUGACGAUAUUUUGUUACUGCCUGUAUCCGACGCACAGGAAGACCGCGGUUAUAAAGUUUUCAAGGCAUUGGAAUGGAGUAACAGAUUCAAGUUUGAUUUUUUAUGUAAGACUGAUGACGAUGUCUUCGUCAGAUGGGACACAGUCUCGAACGAACUCAUCAUGAAAGGACCUUUGCAUUAUCACUGGAAAGGAUUAACCUUCCGGAAUAUGCUCCCCAUUGCAAGCCCCGAUACCAAAGUCAAGAGCGAUGAAAGUGAAUUAGAAAUUUACCCGCCUUUUGUUGCCAACACCUUCUAUGUCCUCUCUCGAGAUAUUAUUACGUUAUUGACUUAUCCAGGACCACGGAUAUUUACUAAAUAUGAGGAUCAAAAUAUCGGUAUUUGGCUCCAUGCUUUCAAUAUCCAGCCAGUUCACGAUAGGAGGAUUCAACAAUGGGAUGUGUGUGAGGACGACAUGAUCGCUAAACAUUUUGGUGAACGACUCAAGUCUUUAGAAUCCAUGCAUAACAUGUAUAAGAACGUGAUCGAUAAGAAGCCACUCUGCACAGGAUUUCGGCAAGAUCGCUGCGCUCCAUGUUAUUCUUGCUAUAAUCGUAGUGGAGGUCAUUGGAAAGACCGCGGACUGAAUUGUGAUAGUGCAAUGGGCAUUUCACCCCUGAAACCAGCUAGUGAACUUGAGGAUGGUUUGACAGUUGACAUCAAAGACACCAUGCCGCUUCUGGGAAAUUCUCCAGACUGGAUCAUCCCAGGCAUCCUAAGCGACAAGAGUAGCAUUUUCUCUGAUACGGAGGACUGGUCUCGACUUCACUGGGCUAUCUGGACAACAGACGCCGCAAUAUCUUGGCAAGCCCGCCACUAUCAGGCGAUUGAAUCGCUCUUUAUCCACAAUCCGAAUGCAGUGCUUAUAGUUCUAUCCAACACUUUGCCUCCCAAGUUCUUUGAGGUCUAUACCCGGCAGGGCUACCAAAUCUAUAUCCUGUCUUUUUCCAAGGAACUACUUCUUCAGCACGGAUGGCACUUUGGUCCAGAAACACGAGAAUGGCUGCAAAAGUCGGAUGAAUGGAGAAAAAAGAGCGUAUUCUUUCCAGUCCAUUUGGCAGAUUACUUACGUUUGGUGGCUCUGUACAAGUAUGGCGGCUUGUACAUGGACCUAGAUGCGCUCUGGAUCCGGCCUCCAGGCGAUAGGAUCACAGAAUUCAUUGGAUCUGAUAUCUCCGACACCGAAAGCGAUCGGUCGUGGACACUGGAUGCUCAGAACACCUAUCUAGCCAACGGUGUAAUGCGAUUCAGGCGCGGAAGAUCCAUGUUCAGGCAGAUUGCCAACAAUGUCUUCACAAGUGCCAAUUAUGAUCCUGAAUGUUUCAACUGCGGGGGACCAAAGGCGUUCACGACAUAUGUAAAGACACACAGGAUUUCGCUAGAGAAGAAUGGGCUUCAAAUUUUGCCUCGGAAGGCGCUAUAUCCAUACAGCUGGAAGGAGGUUGUAGCAGCCAUUCAGAAAUCCGACAAGGCUGAAGACGAGCUCUUAAGCCUGGAAGAACACGGGUUUGGCCUUCAUUUAUUUGGGAAAGUCACUAACAAAAAAGAAAUCGAAGAAGGAAGUGUGGUUGCUGCAGCAUUCAAAAUCUGGAGCCUAGAUCUCUUCCCAGCAACAUCCACUAAUCAUCGUUUUAACAGCUCGAGACUUCAAGGGCCCAAGACUCUUUACUAUCAUGUGCCAUCAACACUAAUCGCUGUCUCGCCCAAGGACUCUUUGUUAGCCAAAGUUCCAGGUACAUUCAGAGGCAUUGAUGCGGUGUUUGUGCGCGGAGAUCAACAACAGCAGUCAUCUUCACCAUUUGAAGAUGAUGCAGCGUUAGCGCUGAAAAAGGCAUCUAUAUUAAUUACGGUAAAGGAAGGCUCCAUUGUCAUGAACUCGUCUGGUGCAGGUGCGAAAAGAGUUCAGAUGGAUCUCGGACAAGCUGUCAGCAUGGCACAACUCAACCUGGCGUUAUCUCAUGUGCGGUAUCUGCCCCCGACAGGGACAGUAUGGACUGGCAGUGACCAAAUUCUUAUCCAAGUCGAGUUUGGGUCGAUGCGUGAGCAGUUAGACAUUCCCGUCGUGCGACAGAUCAGCAAACUAUAG